Messenger RNA from Beauveria bassiana ARSEF 2860, 810 nucleotides. Its product is annotated as short chain dehydrogenase, putative. Lineage: Eukaryota; Fungi; Ascomycota; Sordariomycetes; Hypocreales; Cordycipitaceae. The record is from RefSeq and is a predicted model, not a curated record. Bases 1 to 810 code for a protein of 269 amino acids. The transcript is spliced from 3 exons.
AUGACGGUAGAUAGAAAGAUUGUGUUAAUUACGGGCGCGGCUGCUGGCAUUGGCCUCGAGGCUGUCAAGGCCCUCGUUGGCUCUCAGCACGCCAGCUACGACAUUCUCUUAUCCGCCCGCAAGCUUGCGCAGGCGCAAGCCGCUGCCGAGGAUAUUACACGCGACUUUCCGUCUGCAGUGUCGAUUGUAAUACCACUCGAAAUCGACGUCUCUUCCGACAAGUCAAUCGAGGAAGCUGCCGACCUCAUCCAGAGCCGAUACGGUCGAAUUGACGUUCUUGUCAACAAUGCCGGUCUCCUACCCGACUUUUCCGUCGCCAGCGGCCAGCUUUCCCUCCGCGAAGGCUGGAGCAAGGCUUGGGACAUCAACGUCACUAGCUCGCAUGUCAUGACGCAUACCUUUGCGCCGCUGCUGCUACGAUCCAACGACCCUCGACUCUUGUUCAUCACGAGCAGCACGUCGACGCUCGUCGGUACCGAAAACGGCGACUUGCCGACCAACAAGCCCUCCAACAGGGGCUGGCCCAAGACGCAGAUGCGCACAAUGGUGCCCUCGUACCGCUGUGCCAAGACUGGAUUGAACAUGAUGAUGAGAGAAUGGCAUCGGAUGCUCAGCGAUGACGGCGUCAAGACCUGGGCCGUCUCGCCUGGAUUUCUCGCAACGCGUCUCGGUGGCGAUCAAGAGGCCAACAAGAAGAUGGGUGCUGGCGAUCCUGCGCUCGGCGGCGGCUUCAUCAAGGACAUAAUCGAAGGAACAAGAGAUGGAGACAUUGGCAAGGCCAUUACUCGGGACGGCGUUCAACCCUGGUAA